UUGUUGAAAGUAGCAAGGACAGAAACUACAGAUACUGUGGGUGUGAGUAAAGUUUGAACAGUUAUGUUGGAGACUGAAACUGAAUGCAAGGAAAAGGAACAAGUAAAGUAAACUAAGCAGCAGUAACAAAGCGAGCACGCAUAGUUCAGGUAGGGCAGAAGCGGGGACUUAGCACGAACAGUUUCCGUCCUGCUCCGUGGAAAUGAGACGGACUAUGUGAAACUUAUUGGCUGUCGCCAUGGGGAACUACGCCUGCGGUUUGGGCAGUCUGGUGGAGAGAACUCCAAAACCACCUAAAAGAAGACCAAAAGAUUCCCUGGCCAGGGGGCAUAUGAAACAUGCAAAAAAGGAUAUGCCAUAUGAACUGGUGCAUACUUAUGACACAGUUGCUGACUUUCCUGUGUAUGCUACAGUGAAUAAAAAAAAAGUAGAAGAUACAGUGCAAUAUAGUGAUGUGCGUAUCCUCAGAGUUCCCCAGCGCAACACUGUACAGGUGAAGGAGCAUCGGAAGCAGAAUGAAACAGAAUAUGCAACAUUGGCCUUUCCUGCACCAGCUAUGCACUAUGACAGCAAGAAUGGCACUUUAGUAUAGAAGGCGGGUACACCAUCUUCAUGGACUAUAAAUAUUUCACAUUGAAAAUUAUUGUAACUUUAUAAAUUGUUUCUGCGCAGAUGAUUAGUGCGAACACUUGAAAGGAGUACUGCAGGGUUUUGUUUUUCUGAGUGAAUGUAAAACAUGCCAGCUUUCAGAUAUUUAAUGGCACAAAAGUGUUAACUCAGCAUCAGCACCUUAAGCUGCGAGUACUUGCCAACAUGAACGAGAGCUUCAGUAAUGGAGCCACAAGUUGAUUUUUGUUUUUUAUUUCAUUAAAAUGAUGUUGUACUACCA
Protopterus annectens (West African lungfish) is the source of this 889-nucleotide messenger RNA. It is a transcript of the gene CCHR8.PART0H11orf52, whose product is annotated as chromosome chr8.part0 C11orf52 homolog. Gene Ontology annotation, cellular component: extracellular exosome. The transcript has 4 exons. The coding region runs from base 239 to 592 and encodes 117 amino acids. The record is from RefSeq and is a predicted model, not a curated record. Lineage: Eukaryota; Metazoa; Chordata; Ceratodontiformes; Protopteridae.